Molecule: messenger RNA, 2447 nt
Organism: Anneissia japonica
Lineage: Eukaryota; Metazoa; Echinodermata; Crinoidea; Comatulida; Comatulidae
Product: beta-hexosaminidase subunit beta-like
Exons: 12
Coding region: 49-1821 (590 amino acids)
Biological process (GO): ganglioside catabolic process; carbohydrate metabolic process; glycosaminoglycan metabolic process
Cellular component (GO): membrane
Molecular function (GO): beta-N-acetylhexosaminidase activity
Source: RefSeq, a predicted model, not a curated record
AACGUACCAGCACGUGACCACAACACGCCCGUUCCGCUCAGUCUAGAAAUGUCUUGUUUUAAAGCUAAUAAAUUAGCUGUUGUAUUCCUUUUUGGAUGUAUUUUGUUGGACGAGCAUGUUUUUAGUAAACCAUACGAUGAUACAAUUAACAAUUUUAGGAACAUUCAAGAAGUUAUUCGUCAAAAUCAAGAUAGGAUCCCUGAAGGCCUAGGCCUAGAUGAUUUGAUGACUGCCCAUGGGCAAAACGGCGGUGUCGGAACGCUAGAUCCAACACGCGGGGCCCCAUGGCCUUUACCCCGCGAGUUGAAAACAACAAAUGAUGUUUUAAUCUUAGUCAAACCAGAGUCAUUUAAAUUCACGUUUGACAGUAAAAAUUGUGAUUUGCUCCAAACAGCAUUCACACGUUACUACAAUGUAAUCUUUUAUGGAACUCAAGAAACACCUCAAGUCAUCAAAAAACAGGCAUACCCAUGGAGAUCACCUACAGCCAAUGAAACCAGCUUAUCAAGCCUGAUUGUCACCAUGGAAACAUGUCCAGAGUACCCAACGCUGUCCUCAAAUGAAAACUAUACAAUAUCUAUUGCUGUUGGUAAUGCUAGACUCAAGGCAGAAUCUAUAUGGGGUGUUCUUAGAGGUUUAGAGACAUUCAGUCAAAUUAUCUAUGAAUCAUCAGAUGGAGGGUUGGCUGUGAAUGUAACAACGAUUACAGAUUACCCACGAUUUGCUCACCGUGGCCUUUUGUUGGAUACAUCAAGACAUUUCAUUGAACUUCCCACACUACUUGCAAAUUUGGAUGCCAUGGCAUAUAAUAAAUUCAAUGUUUUCCAUUGGCAUAUUGUGGAUGAUCAAUCAUUCCCAUACCAAAGUUCAAAAUUUCCUGAACUUAGUAAUGAGGGUGCAUACGACCAACGGCAUAUUUAUACACAAGAUGAUGUCUCCCUUGUGAUUGCGUAUGCAAGAGAACGUGGAAUUCGUGUAGUCCCAGAGUACGACACCCCUGGACACUCCCAAUCCUGGGGCUCCAUCAAGGACCUUUUAACGCCAUGCUACAAAGAUGGAAAGCCAACCGGGACAUUUGGACCUAUUAACCCGACCCUAAACUCUACUUAUGUUUUCUUAAAGGAUUUUUUUGCUGAAGUUGUCGCUAAAUAUGCUGAUCAUUAUAUCCACAUGGGGGGAGAUGAAGUCAGCUUUGAUUGUUGGAAGAGUAACUCUGCCAUCACAGCCUUCAUGAAAGAGAAGGGGUUUAAUGAUGACUAUGCUAAACUAGAGGAGUACUACUUGCAGAAUUUACUAGAGAUAAUGAGUGAACUCAAAGCAGGCUAUAUGGUUUGGCAAGAGGUCAUUGACAAUGGGGUCAAAAUUGGGGAUGAUAUUAUUGUUCAUGUUUGGAAGACAAAAUAUCAAAAUGAGAUUGCUAAAAUCACUGCCAAAGGUUAUCGAACUCUGGUUUCAUCUCCUUGGUAUCUAAACCGCCUUCUCAACAUGUUCAGUCAGGACUGGAAAACGUUUUACAAAGUUGACCCUCAAAAUUUUAAUGGAACUGCCGCUCAGAAGUCGCUGGUGAUUGGUGGAGAGGCUUGCAUGUGGGCUGAAUAUGUUGAUACAACUAAUAUCAUUCAACGAUUUUGGCCAAGAGCCAGUGCCGUUGGUGAGAGGUUAUGGAGCUCCAAAGAUCUAACAGAUGCUAAUGCAGCCACGGGUAGGCUAGCUGAGCACAGAUGCCGGAUGGUCAGGCGAGGAAUCCAAGCUGAGCCAGUGACAGGACCUGGGUUUUGUUCCUACGAAUGGCAUUCCAGAAGUCAUCAGUACCUGCCUUGAAUUACAUUAAGCUAUGAAUUAUAUUGUCCUUUGUGUAACCACAGAUAAUAUUUUGUUUUGAGUCAUUUACAUCAGUUCCUUAACAUGGAUUGGAUUAUUCUAGUAUUUUUUUAACUGUUGCAGCUAACUUUGAUGUAUUUAAUAAUCUUAGAUACCAUAAUGAUAUGUUUUUCAGUGAUUCAGAACACUAAUAUGAUUAAGUUAACAAACUUAUGCACAACAUUCCAGAAGUCUUCAGUACCUGCCUUGAAUUACAUUAAGCUAUGAAUUAUAUUGUCCUUUGUGUUACCACAGAUAAUAUUUUGUUUUGUCAUUUACACAAGUUCCUUAACAUGGAUUGGAUUAUUGUAGUAUUUUUUUUACUGUUGCAGCUAACUUUUUUGUAUUGAAUAACCAUAGAUACCAUAAUGAUUUGUAUGUAUUUCAGUGAUUCAGAACGCUAUUAUGAUUAAGUUAACAAAUUUAUGGACAACAUUGAUUUAUAGUGUUCAGGUAUAAUUUAGUAUCAUUUAAAAUAAAUUAAAUAAAUCUAUUUUAUACAAAAGUUUAAAAACUAAUAUUUUGUAUGUUCACAAGUUGCUCUGCAUUGUGAAUAAAAAGAUUUGAUCUAAAAAACACGAAAAAUA